Carlito syrichta (Philippine tarsier) is the source of this 755-nucleotide messenger RNA. It is a transcript of the gene CLEC7A, whose product is annotated as C-type lectin domain containing 7A. Bases 63 to 668 code for a protein of 201 amino acids. The transcript is spliced from 5 exons. NCBI's taxonomy places the organism in Eukaryota, Metazoa, Chordata, Mammalia, Primates, Tarsiidae. Gene Ontology annotation, biological process: positive regulation of cytokine production involved in inflammatory response; positive regulation of phagocytosis; positive regulation of cell migration. The record is from RefSeq and is a predicted model, not a curated record. Gene Ontology annotation, molecular function: pattern recognition receptor activity; (1->3)-beta-D-glucan binding. Gene Ontology annotation, cellular component: cell surface.
CCUUAGGAGCAGAAAAGAAAGAGCUUUCAAAUGCUGUGUCUACUCAAGGACUGUGUAGAAUAAUGGAAUAUCGUUCUGAUUUAGAAAAUAUAGAUGAAGAUGGAUAUACUCGAUUACACUUCAACUCUCAAAACAUCACCAGGAUACCUGUGAUCUCUAAUAAAGGAACCUGUGCUGCGUCUCCUCCUUGGCGUCUCGUUGCUGUGAUUUUGGGAGUUCUGUGCUUGAUAACACUAGUGAUAGCUGUGGUCCUAGGUACCAUGGGAGUCCUUAACAGUCCUUGUCCCCCUAAUUGGAUUAUACAUGAGAACAGCUGUUAUCUAUUUAGUACAUCACUAGAUUCCUGGAAUGGAAGUAAAAAAAGAUGCUCUCAACUGGACUCUAAUCUCCUGAAGAUAGACAACUCAAAAGAACUGGAAUUUAUACAAAGGAAAGUGUCUUCCCUACCUGAUAAUUCAUUUUGGAUGGGGCUUUCUCGCUCUCGAACUGAGGAACCAUGGCUCUGGGAGGAUGGAUCAACAUUCUCUUCUAACUUGUUUCAAAUCAGAAGCACAGCGACCCAGGAAAACUUGUCUCCCAAUUGCGUGUGGAUUCACGCAUCAAUCAUUUAUGACCAACUUUGUAGUGUGCCUUCAUACAGUAUUUGUGAGAAGAAGCUUUCAGUGUAAGGGGGAGAGUGAAAGAGGAGAGCAAAGUAUGUGAAAUAGUAAGGAGGACAGACAACAGAACAUUAAAUAAUGAUAUUUGAGGUAAAA